Messenger RNA from Frankliniella occidentalis (western flower thrips), 8443 nucleotides. Its product is annotated as calpain-D. Lineage: Eukaryota; Metazoa; Arthropoda; Insecta; Thysanoptera; Thripidae. Gene Ontology annotation, cellular component: cytoplasm. Bases 200 to 4813 code for a protein of 1537 amino acids. Gene Ontology annotation, biological process: proteolysis. The record is from RefSeq and is a predicted model, not a curated record. Gene Ontology annotation, molecular function: calcium-dependent cysteine-type endopeptidase activity. The transcript has 16 exons.
UCAGGUUUCUUACCCGAUUCUGCUGCCUCUUGCAGACGACGGAAGGAAAUGGAUUCUGAUUGGAAGAGACACUCCGCACCGACCAAUGAAAUGCGUGUUUACUACAUUCUACACUCCAUCAAUAUGGUGGAUCAGCUGGUCGUGAUACAUUGCAUUUUUUAUUGAAUUUUGCCGUUAAUAUGGCCAGGACGUUGGUAGAAUGGGUACGAUCGCCUCUGUCCUUCAGUGGCACUGCGGUCGUUGCUCAUUGAUUAACCCAACAGAACGCUUGAGCUGCGGCCGAUGUGGUGAAAAUAGACCCGUUGCACCCCCUAGGCACAGGACGUCUGCGCAAGGGGUCUCCUGCCUUCACUUCAAAACACAACAAAAUGACCCGCAACCAGUUCCCCCCACGGAAGAAAAUCUAGGAAUUUUGUGCGAACCGACUUGCCUAGCCUCUGUUAAAUUUCACUCUAAAACUUCGUCUCCAAAGCUCCCUAACGGAGUUUUGGCGUGUAUCCACCCCUCAAAAAGAAAUUGCAACAGAAUACUUCUGGGUAUCCAUUGCAGUUUCCAAGAUCUCAGCUCUUCUUUUGAUUUUCAUUCAAGGGCUCAGUCAGAAUCUGUGCGAUUGCGUGAUCGCUCAAAUAGUGUACCUGGAGUAAUUUCUCGAUGGAUCUGUGCACAUUGCCAGUUUUUUAAUUCCAGUGUUACGAAGAAUUGUGCUGUUUGUGGGGUUUUGGAAUCUCCUCCUAAGAAGCAUUCAGAAGUAGUUGCACAAAAAAAAAUUAAAAUGGCCUCCUCAGUCACCUCUCGAGAAGGCAAUACUACAUGGCAUGUAGCUCCUCCAUUCUAUGGUGAUGAAAAUGAUAAAGAAAACAAAUGGGAUGGUGUGAAACGUACUGUCUCAGAAGAAAAUGGCUGUCCCUCAUCUUCAGAAGGUCUUCAGUCAAGUGAUAAUGACAAAUUAGAAGAUGCAGAUCAAGUUGAUGGCCCACCUAGCCGAUCACCUAAAAGGCACAGUCAGUCUGUCUACGAGAGAGUAAAGUCAAAAGUUAGCCGCUCCCUUUCAAAUGGCUCUGUAGUUCAAAAGCUAUGGAUGGAUUCUUCUUCCAAUUCUGUUACACCUAAGUCAAUGACUGGAACAGGCUUGUUUAGAAGACCCACUAGUAUGGUGGAUAAUUCUCUUGAGGAUAGUGAAACCAAAGAUGAUCAUAGACCACUAGAAAAUAGUUCAGUCAAUGACAACAACCAGACUAGUGAUGAAGUUAAUAAAAAUACAGAAGAACCCAGUUGGGCGUGUGUCAGGUGUACGUUUGACAAUGAAAGUACCAGUGAUAAUUGUGAAGUUUGUGAAACUCCACGGAAAACACGUGUAUCUGUUGUUGGCUCAACAGUCCCAAGAAAUAGCAUGGUGAUAACUGUUCCUAAUUGGGUUGGAGCAGAAGUAAAAGAGUCUCCACCUACUCCAAGCCAUGGUCAUAAUCUCUCAAGCAAAAGUAAUGCUAAAUCUUCACCAGCGUGGAACAAGCCCAUUAAUCGGCGUUCCCUUACAGAAAUGUCAAAUUCUGUGCAGUGUAAGCCUUCAUCGAAUAGGCGAAGCAUGAUUGAAACUGAUGCCCAGGGAAACAUAUCAAUGAGAUCUUCCAUCAAUAAUGUGAAUUUACAAGUUCCUUCCCGCACUAGAUUCUCAUACAUUGGUCUUACUGAACCAACUCCUUUAUCUCCUGUUGAAACAUCAAGGGAAAGGAAAAGAAUUAUCUCUCCACAAGCCUCGGAUGCGAGUUCUCCCCAAUCAGAUAGUGUAGCUGUGGUUCAGUCAUCAUCAUCAUCAUCAUCAACACCAUCCUCAGCUCUAGAAAUUUCUGGACUCUCCUUGAAAAGAAUGUGGACUUGCAUUAAAUGUUCUUAUGCAUACAAUCCAUUAUGGUCUGACAGAUGUGAUAUCUGCAAUUCUAUUCGGUCUCCACCAUCUGUUAAUGAGCCAAGCCUUAUAACCGUUACAAAAGACAGUGUGCGGUACACACCAACAAAGCAAGAUGAAGAAAAUGCUUCAGGAGAGGCUAAAAUACCUUCUCCUGGAACCACAGCUACAUUAGCUACUGAGGAAACUGAUCUUGAAGAUGAUAUUGAGUAUUUAGCAGAUGAUGAUAUCCCUUAUGUAGAUGCUGACUGGACAUGUAAAAAAUGCACUCUAGUUAAUGCAGCAUCCAAAUUAGCUUGUGAUGUUUGUGGUGGAUCAAAGCUUGGAAGUAUUACUGCAAAAUAUGAUCAAACUUUGCCUCGGGGUGAGUUUUGGGAUUGUCCACGAUGCACUUUAAAGAAUCCUUUGCGAGCCUCAGUUUGCCGUGCUUGCAAGGCUGCUAGUGGCAAGAAGACUUCUGAUAUUUCAUCAGGUACAUCUAGUAGUCCUCAAAUGAUAGCACAGAGAAGUCCUUCUCCUAGGCAGCGUUCAUCUUCAAAGAGCAAUGCUGUAGGAGCUAAGACAUCAUCUUCCAGUGGAGCUAUACCAAAACUCAGGAACAGCAGUGCUUCCGCUAAUAGUCCAAGUACUAGCAACAUUCGAAGAACCUCCUCAACAAGAAGUGGGUCAAGUUCAAAUCGCUCUUCGCAAAACAUCAACACAAGAGAUUUGUCAAAUUCUGGAUUGUCAUCACCUAACAGUGGUGGACAGAGUCCAAAAUCUAACAAAGCUCAAUCACCAAGUUCAGAUUCAAGUUCAAAUGGGCCUGUAUCACCAACAACACCAUUAACUUCAACGUGGCAGUGUUCAGUUUGUACUUAUGAAAAUUCUGUCACAUCUGUUGCAUGUGACAUGUGCCAUAGUUCCCGUUGUUUAUCUUCAUCUACCAUCACCACAAUCACGUCGGGAUCAUCAUCAACUUUUGUCGGAACUGUUACUUCACCGGCUGUUGUGAUGCCAAGGGAUGUCAUGAAUUUAGGAUCGACACUCUUAGGCGGGACCAGUGGGACCAAUACAAUUGUACGUCAUCAGAGUGAGCUGAUGGAUGAUCUAAGGCGUAUUGAAGAAAAAGAAGCUCUGGAUAAAUGGCAACAUAUAGUUUGCUAUUGUACAGAGAACAAGGAGCAGUUUGUUGAUGAUUCUUUCCCACCUGCACCAAAAUCUUUGUAUUAUAAUCCAGCAGAAACGAAAGACAAUCAUGUUGUUCAGUGGUUACGACCUCAUGAAAUUGUGAUGGAAGAGGAUUCCAAAUUGAAAUGGACUAUAUUCCGUACUCCCUUACCUUCGGAUAUAUCUCAAGGUGUACUUGGAAACUGCUGGUUACUGUCAGCUCUUGCAGUGUUAGCAGAGAGAGAAGAUUUAGUCAAGAGAGUAAUGAUGACUAGAGAAUUCUGUAAACAAGGUGCAUAUCAAGUACGAUUAUGUAAGGAUGGCAAAUGGACAACUGUACUUGUUGAUGACCUAUUUCCAUGUGACAAAAGAGGUCAUCUUGUUUACUCUCAGGCUAAAAGAAAACAGCUAUGGGUCCCAUUAAUUGAAAAAGCUGUUGCCAAAAUCCAUGGAUGCUAUGAAGCACUUGUAUCAGGACGUGCAAUUGAGGGUCUAGCUACUCUUACUGGUGCUCCAUGUGAGAGCGUUCCCCUUCAACCAUCAUCCCUUCCUUCUGAAGAUGAACUAGACCGAGAUCUCAUAUGGGCUCAACUUCUCAGUUCCCGUCUUGCAAGAUUUUUGAUGGGGGCUUCUUGUGGCGGGGGUAAUAUGAAAGUAGAUGAAGAGGAAUAUCAACGUAAAGGGUUACGUCCUAGGCAUGCAUAUUCUGUUCUGGAUGUACGAGAUAUAAAUGGCAUACGAUUGUUGAGGCUUCGCAACCCAUGGGGACAUUUUUCAUGGAAAGGGGAUUGGGCUGAUGACUCUGAUCUUUGGACUGCCGAAAUGAGAGAUAUGUUGAUGCCACAUGGAGCUUCAGAUGGUGUCUUCUGGAUAUCUUUUGAAGAUGUUCUUAAGUAUUUUGAUUGCAUUGAUAUAUGUAAAGUACGGUCUGGGUGGAAUGAAGUUCGUCUGCGUGGCACUCUUCCUCCUCUUUCCUCAAUUGAUCAUCUUUCAUGUGUUCUCUUAACUGUUAUGGAACCAACAGAGGCUGAAUUCACUUUAUUUCAGGAGGGCCAAAGAAAUUCUGAGAAGUGGCAAAGAUCUCAACUUGAUCUGUGUGUAGUUGUGUUCAGAACACGAUCCGCAGCUCAACCACAAGUUGGGCGGUUGGUUGAACAUAGCAAAAGACAAGUCCGAGGGUUUGUAGGUUGCCAUAAAAUGCUUGAAGAGGAUCACUAUAUCGUUGUCUGUCUUGCAUUCAAUCACUGGCAUACAGGAAUGGAUGAUCCUGCCUCCUAUCCUGACUAUGUGCUCGCCAUUCAUAGUUCAAAAAAACUUCUAGUGGAGCAAAUCACACCUCCCUCUUUUGUGUUGGCUGAUGCUAUAAUCAGCUUAACUCUUGCCAAGGGCCAGCGACAUGAGGGACGAGAGGGCAUGACAGCAUAUUAUUUAACUAAAGGUUGGGCUGGUCUUGUGGUGAUGGUAGAAAAUCGUCACGAAAAUAAAUGGAUUCAUGUGAAGUGUGACUGUCAAGAGAGUUAUAAUGUGGUUUCCACAAGAGGUGAAUUAAAAACUGUGGAUUCUGUUCCUCCUCUACACAGACAAGUAAUUAUAGUUUUGACCCAACUGGAAGGGAGUGGUGGAUUUUCUAUUGCACAUCGACUCACCCAUAGGCUGGCAAAUUCAGAGGGUCUCCAUGAUUGGGGUCCUUCUGGGACAAGUCACUGCCCACCCAUCGAUAAGCAAGUAGAAGGUCUACAUUUCCCAAGAUUGAUCACCUAGCGUUUGUGGGAUUAUGGACGAUGGUAAAAUUUUGUAAACCGUCCAUAAUCCUUAAAGUUUCUUGGGUUGUCUUCUGUUUAGUGAAGACUUCCUUUUGGGGGGGAUAUCUCCCACAGCCUUUUGACAAUGUUGUUGAUGUGUUCAUUUCAUGUAUGAAUUAUAUUGUACAGUUUGUUUUUCUUUUAAAGAAAUCUACUGUUGAAAAAUGUACUGUAAUAAGAGAAUUUGGUAAUACUGUAUUUGACAUCCCACAAAGCCAUUUGUGAUUUGUUGUAUUUCCUCUUUGUGAGUAUCUACGGCUGUAAAUAAGAUUAUGAAGUUUUGUGAAUAGUGAUUGUGAUGAUGUCCAUAGAAACAUCUCCAGAUAAUAUAAGUACCUAGAUGCAUCUUCAUUUCUUGUAGGUAACCAGGCAAUCCAAUUAGGUAGUCAUUCUUAUCUGAGAUCUCAAUGUAUUUAUUGUCUGUGUCAAAUCAAUCUUUACUUGGUUAAUAAGGGCGUUUUGCCUGUGGAAAGACUUAGAAUCACUGUAGAGUUUUUAUCAAAAAGAGAAAAAAAACUUUUCAUAGUGUAAUUUGUUCCUGGGUACAGUAAUUUAUUUGUGAUACUGUAUUUGCUUUGCAGUAAAUCUUAUCAGGAUCAGUGACACUAAAAUUCUCAUAUAUUUAGGUAGUGUGUUAUGCUUCAUUCACAUGUUGUCUAUUUGGAUUCCCUUCAUUAUUUGUAAUACUGUAUUUUGAUUAUAAGUGUUGCUCCUGAAUGUUUGCCGGACGCUCAUCCACGAAAUUAUUUCCACGAGAAUUGUGUGGCUGGACAACAAGGAACCACAUACCAGAUAGUUCUAUGCCGAGGCUGAUCAUAUUGAGGAGUUGCUCGGAGUCCACAAUCAAAUUUUUAAUAUUUUUUUUUGCUUUUGAACUGAAUCCCACAACAUGCUCUCUUAAAUUAUUGAAAUUAUCCUCUCUGAUUAGUCAUUAAUAUUUGCCAAGAUAGAGCUCAAAUGUUGCAACGUGAUUGAUAGUCUAUACAGGUGCCAUGACGUAAUUAACAUAAGCUUUAUUUUGUCACUUUUUUUUUUCUUUUUAUAAUUCUGUAUUGUUUUUUGAUGGUUUGAGUUUUCCUACAAGCUAGUUAUUAUACCCUCUCUUAUCUUUACAAGUGUCUAGAUGCUAUUGUUUCCAGUCAUCCCUAUGCAUUGCUAGUUUGAUAUUGUAGUUUUACCACAGGAUAAUUUGUUUGAAAGGAAACAUUAUCAUGUUUGAAAAGAAGUUUCAUCAAUCAGUACAAUACAAUCUAUUACACCUCUGCUCAUAGAUAGGCUUUUUGCGCACAACUUUGUCUAUGUGUGAGAAUAAUUAUUUUUCACAUUUUGCGGGGUUUACCACUCGAGCCCAUUAAAAGUGCGUGUUUUAAUUCUGUGAUGUAUUUAUAAAUUACUAUUGUAUUUUAAUCUCUUAGUGUUGUCUGCUCUUUAUGCAACAUCAAACUUGGAAAACAGUGUAAAUCAGUACAGUUUCUAUAGACUUGUUAUGAAGGAAUCUCUUCAUUUUAUGUUUUGUUUCUAUACAAAGAAAAGUUUUAUGGUAUAAAAUGUUUUGAAUCUUGAUUGCUUUUUUUAUCAACAAUGUGGGAUGCAGAGCACAUUAUGUAUUUUAAAGCUGCAUCUCACCGUCUUUUGUAUUUGGUUUUUAAUGUAAUCCCAGUCUUGAUCUAGUUUUAUCAAGAUGUAUACCUGUUAAAUGUUCAACAUAUGUAAGUAAAUUUUGUGAAUAAUUGAAGAGGAUACUAAUAGCUGUAGAUUUAGUUGAUCCUCAGGCCAUACUUUAUGAUUCUCUUCUUUUCUUUUUUUUUCAACCCUCUGGUCUGUGGUCUUCAGAAAUUUGAAGUGGAAGAUUGCUGUUUGCCUAUUAGACUUAAAUUGUACGAAUAAAAUAUCUUGAGGCAUUUGAGUGUUGGCUCCAUUCUGUGAUGCUGCAUGUAUUGUAUUGUAAAGUCCUAUAUUCGAGAGAAAAGGAAAUUACUACUUCUACUUCAGCUUUAGACGUCAGACAACAGAGCCAUUUCUUUAUUGUGAGUUUAAAAUGACUGCAGUUAUUGAAUUGCAUUGAGCUCUGUCUCAAACAUGUUGAGUGGUAUUUUUUGUGAUAAAUUAAGAAAGGUUUUAUUUUUAUUCUUCUGUGUGAAUUACCUGUACUAUUCUUGUCUUUGAGCCAUUCUAGGUGUUCUAAGUACAUAUAUUUUCUUGUUUGCUUGUAAAACUAGACUCACCUAAGACCAAUUCAAUAUGGAUAUACUCUUCAUUUGAUCUGUGAUCUGAAUCUGUAUUAUCAAAUGCUGAACUCUAGAAUUCUGUAUCAGUCUAAUAUGCAUCUACUCAAUAGUUUUGAGCCAUGUAAGCUCAACCCAACAUAAUUUUUACUUUCAGCCAAGCAUUUUUCUUUUUUCUCAACAGAAUUAAAAUGCUAAACUAUAAAAGUGCUAGAAAUCAUUUUUUUGAGUUGUGAAUGUGUGACAAUAAUGUGGCAUGAAAAUUUUAUAAUAUUGUGAUUGUGAGGUCAUUCAUGAUCAUAUUACUGUACAUUUUGAUGAGCAGGCUUUUAGAAUGUAUUAUUUCAUUUAUUUGAAGGGCAAUUUACAACUAAUUAUCUAGAGGUUUUGGUCAGCAUUUUAUCUCAAGACUAUUAAAACUUUCAUAGCUGUUUGUUUGUUCUUGAUCAAUUUAGCACAUGUAUUAUGCAGCUUUGUUUUACAUCCUAUUUUCAUCCAUAUUUCAUUUAGUUUAAGUGAUCUCUUUGAAAUCUCUUUUGAAGUUGUGAAAUGCUGUAUUACAUAUUAUGAUUUUGCUGUCCAUCACAAAUGACUCAUUGAGUUAUUGUUUUAACUCAGUUUUGAAUGCUGUCAGUUCAUUACUUUCUAUGACUAAUACCAAAGAUGUUUUUUUUUUUUUUAUCUGUACAUAAGUGAGGUUUUUAUGAUAUUAUGUGCUUUUGUGGUUGUGAUAGUAGCACAGGCUGACCUCAAAGUUACAAAAGAGUAGAUGUUUGGGUGCUUUGAGGUUUUGACAAGCUUUUACUGCAAUGUUGAUGCUUACCUGCACAUUGAGUUUCAAACAUAGUUUUAUUUUCUAUCUGGUGUAAAGCGCUUAAGCCUGAAACUCUUCUAGAUUUAUGAUUAACUAUCUGCAGAUGUCAGAUUCUUCAAAAUGCUAUACUUGAAGCCAAUAGUUGAAAGCCAUAGAACAUGCCCCAACACAUUCCAAUGGAAGCAAGUAAGCCUGAAUACUUUGCUAACGACAUUUAUCCAUUGUGAAUGGCAAUGAAUUUAAAUUUCCAAGAACUGAUGUAAAUAACAGAAUAGUUAACAUGAGUGUACAUGAGUAAUGAAGACACAAUAUUUCUAUUAAUAUAUGUCAUACAAUGAAUUCAUCUAUGGCAUUUUAUCCUUAAUUUAUUUUCAUGUUUAUCUAACAGUUAGCAGUAGCUAUAUGAGAUAUCAUUGACUGUACUCUGUGCUUGUUUGAAGAAAACAGAGUAUUUUCAAUUUGGAUCUGAUUCAAAUUUGUAUGUGAAAACAAGAUCAAAAGUUGUGCCAUCCUGUGCAUUUCCAUCUUACAAUAAAUUGCAAUUACAGUA